Aphidius gifuensis is the source of this 1280-nucleotide messenger RNA. It is a transcript of the gene Sgf29, whose product is annotated as SAGA-associated factor 29. Lineage: Eukaryota; Metazoa; Arthropoda; Insecta; Hymenoptera; Braconidae. The transcript has a single exon. Bases 333 to 1208 code for a protein of 291 amino acids. Gene Ontology annotation, cellular component: SAGA complex. The record is from RefSeq and is a predicted model, not a curated record.
UUAAUCAAUUGAAGUUUAAUAUAAAAAAGAGCAUGACUAUAUUAUGAAUUUGAAACUAGUAAAUAUAUUUUUGACUCAAUACAAGGAUUAAAUUAAUUUCAACAGGCAUUUAUUUUUAAAUGAAUUUAACUCUUCAUCAUCAUCAUCAUCAUCAUCAUCAUAAAAUUUGUUUGGGUCAGAUGGCACUUUAAUCGCAACUUGAAAAAGAGAGAGAGAAAAAGAGUAAAUAAACCUAACCUAAAAUAAUAACAACAAUAAUUUAUCGUUUAUUUAUUUUUGUUUUGACUUUUGACAACUCUAAUUUUGUUGUUGUUGUUGUUUAUAAUAUAAUCAUGCCAUUUACAAAUGACGCAGUGACACUUCAAAUAAAUGAAAGGCUUAAAAAUAUAUACAAUCUUGUUCAUGAUAUUGAAAAAGAGCGUAUAAAAUGUGAAGUAAAUUUGAAUAAUAUAAGUAAAACACUUGAUAAAGUAACACCUGAUGACAAAGUAACACCGUAUUAUCAACAAAAAUUAAAAAAUUUAUACAAUGCAGCAUGUCAAGAUGCACAACAAGAGGAAGAACUUGUACGUACAACAUUAAAUAAAAUAAAUGAAAUACGUACAAUUAGAAAUGAAAGAAGAAUACAAGCAAGACAAGCUGGUAAUAAAGAAACAAUACGUCGUGGUGCAUUGAUGAAAAUGUUACAAAUAACAGCACAAACAUUACCAUUGUAUAUUGGUAAAACACCUGGUGGUAAAGCACCAGCAUUAUGUGGUGCUGUACCAGCUGAAUCAACAUAUCAUGCUAAAAUGGGUGAUAUGGUUGCAGCACUUGUUAAAGGUGCUGAAGAAGAAGAAAAUUGGAUUCUAGCUGAAGUUGUACAUUUUAAUUCAACAACAAAUAAAUAUGAAGUUGAUGAUAUUGAUGAAGAACAAAAAGAUCGUCAUGUAUUAUCUAAAAGACGUGUUGUUCCAUUACCAUUAAUGAGAGCUAAUCCAGAAACUGAUUCACAUGCAUUAUUUUCAAAAGGAUCAAUUGUCAUGGCACUUUAUCCACAAACAACAUGUUUUUAUAAAGCUGUUGUUAAUCAAUUACCAACAACAUCAACUGAAGAAUAUGAAGUGCUAUUUGAGGAUGCAACAUAUGCUGAUGGAUAUUCACCACCAUUAAAUGUCGCACAAAGAUAUGUCAUUGCAAUUAAAGAAGGAAAAAAAUCUAAAAAUUAAAUAAUUCAAUAAAAUAUCUAUUAAUCUUUUAAUCCAACACGUUUUAUUUUAUUUAUUAUAUAUUCAAAUUUU